CCGUGACGGCGACUCGAGACGAGCCCCGCCCCGAGGGAUGACGACAACCAAUAGAAUGAGGUAGGAGGCGGAACUACGUGUGGUUUCAGCCAAUGAGCGGUGGGGGCGUGGCGCAGAGCUCGCGGCCUGGCACGGACGGCGGACGCGGCGCAGUUUGCAGCCCUGUGGAGCGGCCGUGGGCCCAUCCCAGCCUGGCACCAUGAACGUCUUCGACCGCAGCAUCAACUUUGAUGCUCUCUUCAAGUUCUCCCACAUCUCAGCCUCCACCCAGGAGCACCUGAAGAGGGUCUAUGGCAGCUUUGCCAUCUGCAUGUUCGUGGCAGCUGCGGGCGCCUACAUCAACGUGGUGACCCACCUUUUCCAGUUUGGGCUCCUGACUGGCCUGGGGGCACUGGGGCUGAUGGUUUGGCUCACAGUCACCCCUCACAGCCGUGAGACCGAGCAGAAGAGGCUGGGGAUGCUGGUUGGCUUUGCCUUCCUCACAGGCAUCAAUCUGGGACCCCUCCUGCAAAUGUGCAUCUCCAUCAACCCCAGCAUCAUCCCCACUGCCUUCCUGGGCACUGCCACCAUCUUCGCCUGCUUCUCUCUGAGCGCCCUGUACGCCCGGCGCCGCAGCUACCUCUACCUAGGAGGUUUCCUGCUCUCUGGCCUCACCCUGCUGCUUCUCUCCACUCUGAUUAACGCCUUUGUGAGAUCCACCUGGCUCUUCACGGCCAACCUGUACGUGGCUCUGAUGGUCAUGUGUGGCUUCGUGCUCUUCGACACGCAGCUCAUCAUUGAGAAGGCGGAGAGCGGGGACAAGGAUUACAUCUGGCACUGUGUUGAUCUCUUCCUGGACUUUGUCAACAUCUUCCGGGAGCUCCUGAUGAUCCUGGGCAUGUCCGAGAACAAGAAGAAGGAGAAGAAGUGAAGAGGCUCUGGGCCGAGGCAGAGCCACCCCUGUGUCCCCAUGUCCCCUCCUGUCCCUCUCUGUCAUUAAAGGGGCUGCGCUUUGCUGCCGAGGAAGCAGCCAGAAGCUUUUGCACCUCGUGGGUUUUUCUCUCCUUCAGCUUUUUUUUUUUUUUUUUUUUUUUUGAUUAAAAACCAGCCAAUUUGUGGAUCCUGCUGGAGUUUGGCUCCCCUUGGUUUUCCCCCAGCCUGUGACCCUUGGAGUGGUCACCCAUGUGUCCUCUUUCCUCCGAGGUUUGUCCCCAGCCCCACCCGGGGUGUUACCCUUCCCCAGGAGUCCGUGAGACCCCAGAACCAGCCCUUGGGGGGUUGUUGGUGGGACCCCCCCUCAGCCAAACUCAUUGGUGGAGCCUCCCCUUCAGCACCAGUGCCAAGAAAUGAACGUGUGCUGGGAGGGGGCCGUGGGGACGUGGCAUUCCCAGCGCUCCCAGUCCCGCCAUCUCUGCUCUUUGUACACCGGGAUGAUUCAAUAAAUCGCUCAGACUCCAAA
Molecule: messenger RNA, 1438 nt
Organism: Haemorhous mexicanus (house finch)
Lineage: Eukaryota; Metazoa; Chordata; Aves; Passeriformes; Fringillidae
Gene: TMBIM6
Product: transmembrane BAX inhibitor motif containing 6
Exons: 10
Coding region: 200-910 (236 amino acids)
Biological process (GO): cellular response to unfolded protein; negative regulation of RNA splicing; negative regulation of apoptotic signaling pathway
Cellular component (GO): mitochondrial membrane
Molecular function (GO): enzyme binding
Source: RefSeq, a predicted model, not a curated record